AUGUUGCUCUACACCAAAUUCAUGAAGGACAUCCUCACCAAGAAGGGGAAGUACAUUGGCAAAGAGAGCAUUGUGGUGGGAGGCAAUUGCAGUGCAGUGAUAAAGAGGAAGCUACCCAAGAAAUUUAAUGACCACGGGAGCAUGACAAUCCCUUGCACCAUAGGGAAUGAGUCAGUAGGGAAGGCUCUCAUUGACUUAGGGGCAAACAUCAAAUUGAUGCCCCUGUCAAUGUGUAGAAAAAUUGGAAAUUUGAAGAUAGACUCUACCAAGAUGACGCUCCAGCUCGCAAACCAAUCAAUCACAAGACCGUACAGGGUAGUGGAAGAUGCCCUGGUCAAAGUCCGCCAUUUUACUUUUCCGGUAGAUUUUGUCAUCAUGGAUAUAGAAGAAGAUACAAAUAUUCCUCUUAUCUUAGGCAGACCCUUCAUGCCGAUUGCCAACUACGUGGUGGAUAUGGGGAAUGGCAAUCUGGAAAUGUGCGUCGACGACCAAAAGGUAACCUUCAACCUUUUCGAAGCAAUUAAAUACCCAGAGGAAGAUAGAAGGUGCUUCAAGGUGGAGAAAAUCGAUAAAGAAGACAUCGGUGCUCUUCAAACCACAUAG
Glycine soja is the source of this 603-nucleotide messenger RNA. RefSeq lists its product as uncharacterized. The record is from RefSeq and is a predicted model, not a curated record. The coding region runs from base 1 to 603 and encodes 200 amino acids. The transcript has a single exon. NCBI's taxonomy places the organism in Eukaryota, Viridiplantae, Streptophyta, Magnoliopsida, Fabales, Fabaceae.